AGCUUUGUCAAACAUGUCAAAUAUGCUCAUCCUGUCAUCUGUCGUUACUUUUUAGUAGUUGUGUUUUUGUUUUAGUUGAUUUAGGGCUACGGCAUUUACCUCUCCCCAAAUGGAAAUCAGGUAAAUAUAUAUGAUGCCCUUGAAAGAUGUGCAAACUCAAAAGUCCUACAAAUACUUGCAGGAAGUUGAAACGGUGGCACAAGACAUACUAACACUCAAAGAGGAAAAGUUGUCGAUCGCAAAUACUCAAAACAAACUAAGGGAAGCUUUAACUGCUUUAAAGUACGUAGACGAUAGGCAAACUUGGGUAGAAAUCGGAUCCAUAUACAUACAACUACCAACCGAAGAGGCCAAGUAUCUAUUGCAAGAUGAAAUUAGGAAAGCAGAGGACGAUUUGAAGGAUUUACAAAAUAAAAUUCGAUCGAAGUCACAGGAUCUUAGAGAUUUAGAACACCAACCUAGAAUAGAGGGACUAACGUUAAAACCUAUAUCUAAUAUUGAAGCUAAAGCUCUGAACAAGGCAUUUGGAUUUAGUUAAGUAAAUCGACAGUAUUCUAAGGGAAUAUUUGAAUUGCAAAUUGCCGCUGAAUAUAGUGGUGGAAUUUUGUAUAUUUAAAAUCCAAUCCAUCUAAUUUGUCGAGUUGCAUAAAAAUGCCCAGUGCCUCUUUUAUGGCGUCCAGGUCGUAUGUGAGGAGAUCCAGACGGAAAGGGGCCAACAGGAUACCUACACCAUCUAGAACAACUUCAGCGGAACCAUGUGAGCCUCGUGUCCAAUACAACCGAACCAGAACAUUCCAGCAUCUUUUCAGGCUUUUCCUCAUUUACCAAGUGUUAGUAGCACAAGCAGUGGAGGUGGUGGAGCAGUACCCGCUCAUCAUUCCCCAUAUGAUUUACGGAGGAAGUCGCCAUCCCAUCACGAUGGUCCAGGACCCAGUACUAGCGCAGCUACCGCAGGCUCUCCUACUUCUCCUGCUACUCCAACGAUCCCCGCUCAAGGAUAUACUUCAGUUAUGCUGCCCGCUAGAAAGAGGCCCAGAAGAACUUGCUCCGCAUCAUAUGAGAAUUGCACUAACACAGCUGCUCAUUACUUGCAGUACGAGCUUCCAGAUGAAGUUUUGCUCACUAUUUUUAACUAUUUAUUAGAGCAAGACUUGUGUCGCGUUAGUCAGGUGUGUAAGAGAUUUCAAGCUAUUGCAAACGACACCGAGAUUUGGAAACGUUUGUAUCAAAGUGUAUAUGAAUACGAUUUGCCAUUAUUUAAUCCGGCUCCGUGUCGUUUCGAAUUUAUAAGUCCAGAAGAAUCAGAUUUGGCUAAUCCUUGGAAGGAAUCCUUUAGACAGUUAUACAGGGGAAUACACGUUCGUCAAGGUUAUCAAGAUAUUACUUUCAAAGGUCGUAAUUUGGUAUAUUUUAAUACUGUUCAAGGCGCUCUCGAUUAUGCUGAUGAACGUAGCGGUUCCAACAGUAGCACUGGUUCAGUGUCUGGUUCUUGCAGUAAUCAUUCUGCCGAGGGUUCAUCACAAGGAGCUUUAAUAUUCCUUCACGCUGGAACAUACCGCGGUGAAUUUCUUGUUAUUGAUUCCGACAUUGCUUUAAUUGGUGCUGCCUCUGGAAAUGUUGCAGAGUCGGUUAUCCUUGAAAGAGAAUCUGAAUCAACUGUUAUGUUUGUAGAAGGUGCGAAGAACGCUUAUGCUGGCCAUUUAACUUUGAAGUUUUCUCCAGAUGUAACAUCGACUGUUCCACACCACAAACACUACUGUCUUGAAGUGGGUGAGAAUUGUAGUCCCACAAUCGAUCACUGUAUUAUUCGUAGCACGUCUGUAGUAGGAGCUGCUGUUUGUGUAAGUGGGGUAGGUGCUAAUCCAGUUAUAAGACAUUGUGAUAUUAGCGAUUGCGAAAACGUGGGCCUAUAUGUAACAGAUUAUGCACAAGGCACUUACGAGGAUAACGAAAUUAGUCGGAAUGCUUUAGCUGGUAUUUGGGUAAAGAAUUAUGCAAACCCUAUAAUGCGCCGGAACCACAUACACCACGGGCGAGAUGUUGGUAUAUUUACAUUCGAUAAUGGUCUUGGUUAUUUUGAAGCAAAUGAUAUUCACAAUAAUCGAAUAGCUGGUUUCGAAGUUAAAGCAGGUGCUAACCCUACUGUUGUACAUUGUGAAAUACAUCAUGGACAAACUGGAGGAAUAUACGUGCACGAAAACGGACUCGGACAGUUCAUCGACAAUAAAAUUCAUUCAAAUAAUUUUGCAGGCGUAUGGAUAACAUCAAAUAGUAAUCCUACCAUUCGCAGAAACGAAAUAUAUAACGGACACCAAGGUGGAGUUUAUAUAUUCGGAGAAGGCAGAGGUUUGAUUGAACAUAAUAAUAUUUACGGAAAUGCUCUCGCUGGAAUACAGAUUCGUACUAACAGUGAUCCAAUAGUAAGACACAACAAAAUACAUCACGGACAACAUGGAGGAAUUUAUGUACAUGAAAAGGGUCAAGGAUUAAUCGAAGAAAAUGAAGUAUAUGCAAACACUCUAGCCGGAGUUUGGAUAACUACUGGGAGUACACCUGUUCUAAGAAGGAAUAGAAUCCAUUCCGGCAAACAAGUAGGUGUUUACUUUUAUGACAACGGCCAUGGUAAAUUAGAAGAUAACGAUAUCUUUAACCAUCUUUACUCUGGUGUACAAAUUAGAACUGGAAGUAAUCCGGUCAUUAGAGGAAACAAAAUCUGGGGAGGGCAAAAUGGAGGUGUGCUAGUGUAUAAUGGAGGGCUUGGCUUGUUAGAACAAAAUGAAAUAUUUGACAAUGCCAUGGCAGGUGUUUGGAUUAAGACUGAUUCGAAUCCUACAUUAAAAAGAAAUAAGAUUUUCGAUGGACGUGACGGAGGUAUAUGUAUUUUUAAUGGAGGAAAGGGUAUAUUGGAAGAAAAUGAUAUAUUCCGAAACGCCCAAGCGGGUGUUUUAAUUUCUACUCAAAGUCAUCCCGUAUUGAAACGUAAUCGUAUCUUUGACGGUCUUGCAGCUGGUGUUGAAAUCACAAACAACGCUACAGCUACAUUAGAAUUUAAUCAAAUUUUUAACAAUAGAUUCGGUGGGUUGUGUUUAGCAAGCGGUGUACAGCCGAUCGUCCGCGGCAACAAGAUAUUCAACAAUCAAGACGCCGUCGAGAAAGCAGUGGCUAACGGACAGUGCUUGUACAAGAUCUCCAGUUAUACUUCAUUUCCGAUGCAUGACUUUUACAGAUGUCAGACGUGUAACACGACCGACAGAAACGCCAUCUGUGUGAACUGUAUUAAAACUUGCCAUGCUGGUCACGAUGUUGAAUUCAUUCGACACGACAGAUUUUUCUGUGAUUGUGGUGCCGGUACCCUCACUAAUCAGUGCCAGUUACAAGGUGAACCUACACAGGAUACGGACACCUUGUAUGAUUCGGCAGCACCUAUGGAGUCUCAUACACUUAUGGUUAAUUAGGGGCUCUUCUUAUAUUGGCCGCCUCCGUACUAUGUUAGUAUUUAGAACAUCAAGUGUUCAAAAAGUACUGAUUAUUAGUGUGUUUAUGACCGACGUUAUAAUUUAAUAAUUUUUUCAAGCCAUCAAUUUGAUUAUCUAUUUAGCUUCCUAUAUAUAACAUUAUACAUGUAGCAAUGCUUUGUAGAGGUGUAAAUAUUUUAGCUGUGCAAUUUAGAUAUAAAAAUAUGAUAUUUAUACAAAAUUAAGCUUUUUCGUGGGAUACAGAUUGUUUUAUUUAAAUGUGUAUCAUUUAACCAUGAGUAGAAUUAUUCUUGACACUUCUUUGUGGUAAUUUACACCAAAUACAUGUAGUGCAAAAUAUAUGAAACUAUAGUAAAACAUACUGACUUUCUAUCACCAGAAGUGUAGCGGAGAAUACCUACAGAGGUAACUAUUCGAAGUCACUAAUGGAAAUGUCAUUUAACUACACUUUUUCAGCUGCUAAAUACUUUAUAUUCAGAACAGUGACAUCUUCAGUUU
This is a messenger RNA of Diabrotica balteata, 3974 nucleotides long. The record is from the annotation of a GenBank genome assembly. NCBI's taxonomy places the organism in Eukaryota, Metazoa, Arthropoda, Insecta, Coleoptera, Chrysomelidae.